CAAAAUUGAUAGAGAAGGAGAGAGAGGAGAGAGAGAGGAACAAAAAAAAGGCUUCAUCAUAUCCCCCUCUAUUGUCAAUACCUCCAAGCCGGCUACUCUAAUUGUUAUCUUCUCUCCGCCUCUGCCUAAAACCCUCUUCCUCAAUCGGAAACACCUUCCUAGGGUUUCCAACGCUCUUCUUCCGAGCAUUCAUGGCGUCCAAUUCUGCCAACCUUUGGGUCCUGUUGGGAUUGGGUUUGGCUGGAAUCCUGUUGAUGACGAAAAAGCUUAAGAAAGCCAUUAGAGAGGAUUUUGGAGCGUUUAUAGAGAAGCUUCAGCUACUUCCUCCUCCUCAGCCUGCUCCUCCUAAAGCCCCUCAUCCCCUGACCGGUCUCACCUUCGCCGUUUCCGACGUAUUUGAAAUUGAAGGACAUGUGACUGGGUUUGGUCAUCCAGACUGGGCAAGAACACAUGAUGCAGCUUCUCGUACAGCUCCAAUAGUUUCUGCACUUGUUGAAGGAGGAGCUACUUGCAUCGGAAAAACUGUUGUCAGUGAACUGUCAAUGGGCAUCAGUGGAGAAAACAAGCAUCAUGGCACUCCCACUAAUCCUGCAUCACAUUAUACUGCUCCUGGUGGGUCGUCCAGUGGAGCUGCUGUUGCAGUAGCUGCUAAUUUUGUUGACUUCUCUUUAGGCAUUGAUACUGUUGGUGACGUGAGAAUACCUGCUAGCUUUUGUGACAUUUUUGGGUUUCGACCUUCUCAUGGAUCUGUUUCCCAAGUUGGAAUCAUACCUGUAUCAACAAGUCUUGACACCGUUGGAUUGUUUGCUAGGGAUCCUAAUGUACUGCGCCGUGUUGGCCAUGUGCUUUUGCAACUUCCAUAUGUUGGUCAACGCAAUCCAAGACAAAUUAUUUUAGCUGAUGAUUGCUUUCAACUACUGAAGAUACCUGUUGACAGGGUUACUCAGGCGGUGACCAAAUCAACUGAGAACAUUUUUGGCAAACAAGUAUUGAAGCAUGAAAAUCUUGGAAGCUAUUUGAGUUCUAAAGUUCCGAAAUUGAAAGAGUUAAUUGGGAUAAAGACAAAUGGCAAUCUGAAUUCUUCUUCAAUUAGAGUGCUGGCCAAUGUGAUGCAGACUCUUGAAAGGAUUGAGUUCAAAAGCAAUCAUGGGGAAUGGAUUGACUCGGUGAAGCCAGAUUUGGAUCCUGCUUUAAUGGAGCAGUUAAAUGAGAAGUUGGAGACAUCAGAUACAGUAAUUGAAAACCUCAAGUCUGUUAGAAAUGAAACCCGUAUGGCUAUUAAUUCUCUUUUGAAGGAUGAUGGAGUUCUGGUCAUCCCAACCACUGCCGAUCCUCCUCCGAAACUUGGUGGAAAGGAGACUUUUUCAGAAGAGUACCAGGGUCGUUUAUUUAGUUCAUUGAGCAUUGCUAGUAUAUCUGGUUGCUGUCAGGUCACCUUGCCACUGGGAUUUCAUGAUAAAUGUCCUGUAUCUGUAUCCUUCUUAGCCAGGCAUGGGGCAGAUCGCUUUUUACUAGAUACUGUACAAACCAUGUACAAGUCUCUAAAAGAGGAGGCUGAGGCUGCUUCCAAAGCCAAAUUCUCAAAGAAUGCUAUUAGCCAAGAACAGUCGGCUGAGAUUGCAAAAGAAAAGGGCAAUCAAGCAUAUAAAGAAAAACAAUGGGAGAAGGCUAUUGGUUGUUACACUGAAGCCAUCAAGCUCAACGGCAGAAAUGCUACAUAUUACAGUAAUAGGGCUGCAGCAUAUUUAGAACUUGGACGGUUUCACCAAGCAGAGGCUGAUUGCAGUAAAGCUAUUGACCUGGAUAAAAAGAAUGUUAAAUCCUAUUUACGGAGGGGUACAGCGAGAGAGAUGCUUGGUUUUUACAAGGAAGCAAUUGAAGAUUUUAGUCAUGCUCUUGUACUCGAACCAACAAACAAAAGAGCGUCGAUAUCUGCCGAGAGAUUAAGAAAGCUAUUCACAAGUUGAUUAAGUGACAAACAAUCUUCUUGGGACGGAACGAUCGCUCAUCUGGCAAGACCUUUGUUCUCUGCCAUGAAGACCUAUUCACUGCACACAGACGUCCAAGCUGUGGGAAUAUUUGGGAGUGCAUUUGGAGCAAAUAAUGUUAUCCCCUUGAUUUUUGUAUUCUGAUUUGGUUAGAAGCAUAGAAACAUUGGUUAUUAUUUGUUAAAAAGCUAGUAAUCCAUUUUUGUCUCAACCAACAUUUCUCAAUGCGGAUUGUAGUUGUAGCUGAGAUGAGAAAUGGUUAUAGAAUACUAUUAUGGUGAUCGAUGAGUACAAGUUAAAUGCUUUGGGAGAUGUCUCUCUUCUGGUCCAA
Molecule: messenger RNA, 2319 nt
Organism: Cucurbita pepo subsp. pepo (vegetable marrow)
Lineage: Eukaryota; Viridiplantae; Streptophyta; Magnoliopsida; Cucurbitales; Cucurbitaceae
Product: translocon at the outer membrane of chloroplasts 64
Molecular function (GO): protein binding
Source: RefSeq, a predicted model, not a curated record